CCCCUAACCACCAAAAAAUCGUAUGAUUUGUACAGUUGUACAUGCUGCAAUUUGUGCAAUUACUCAUUGUUGCAGUCACCGACUAGUCCUGUUGCCGUCACGCAGGACUGCAUUUCAUCAUCCAUAUGGCAGCCGAAGAACCACCGAAAAUGGAAGAUUUAUCAUUGAGCAAUGGUAAACCCUCUCCUGAUGAAGAUGUGGUUGAUCCCUGGAAUGUUGUGGGUUCAGCAGACACAGGAAUAGACUAUGAAAAACUGAUCAAACGUUUUGGCAGUUCUAAAAUUGAUCAGGAAUUGAUCGAUCGUUUUGAGAAAGUCACUGGCAAACCGGCUCAUCAUUUCCUAAGAAGAGGACUGUUCUUCUCUCACAGAGAUAUGCACUCAAUUCUUAAUCAAUAUGAAGCUAAGAAGCCUUUCUACCUUUAUACUGGCAGAGGACCCUCCAGUUCUUCAAUGCAUGUGGGACAUCUGAUUCCUUUCAUGUUCUGCAAGUGGCUGCAGGAUGUCUUUGAUGUGCCUCUUGUGAUACAACUCACUGAUGAUGAGAAAACCUUGUGGAAAGAUUUGAAAGUGGAGGAUGCUCUUAAAAUGGCAGAUGAGAAUGCUAAGGAUAUUAUUGCUAUAGGGUUUGAUGUUAGCAAAACUUUUAUUUUCUCAGACUUGACUUAUAUUGGGCAAUGUCCCGAAUUCUACCGCAAUAUGAUCCGUAUUCAAAAAUGUGUGACUUUCAACCAAGUGAAGGGUAUUUUUGGUUUUGGUGACAGCGAUCCAAUCGGAAAAAUUGCCUUCCCAGCCGUGCAAGCCACCCCAUGCUUAUCAACCAGCUUCCCUGCAAUUUUCAACGGCAAGAAACUGCCGUGUCUCAUCCCAUGCGCCAUCGAUCAAGAUCCUUACUUCAGGAUGACUCGCGAUGUUGCUCCAAGACUAGGUUUUCAGAAACCCGCCUUAAUACACUCGACAUUUUUCCCUGCUCUUCAAGGUGCGAAAACAAAAAUGUCCGCAUCAGACCCGACAUCAACUAUCUACCUAACAGACACACCGAAACAAUUGAAGAAUAAAGUCAAUAAACAUGCAUUCUCUGGUGGACAAACUACUGUUGAGGAACAUCGAAAAAUAGGAGGCGAUUGCAGUGUUGAUAUUUCAUAUCAAUAUCUAACAUUUUUCUUGGAUGAUGAUGAGAAACUCAGUGAAAUCAGGAAGAAUUAUACCAGUGGUGAACUACUCACUGGAGAACUCAAGAAGAUUUUGAUCGAUACUUUAACACCGGUUGUUCAGGGACAUCAAGAACGAAGGGCUAAGAUUACCGAUGAGGAGUUGCGUUUGUACAUGACUCCUAGAAAAUUGAACUUCGAAUGUUAACGAUAAUGUUAUCAUGUGUAUGAAUAUUUUUGAAUUUCCCAAGGACGUCCGACUACAUUUUGAAUGAAUUUAUUUAUUUGCGUAUUUGUACAUUUUUCACUGCUGUUACGAAGUAAAUUAUUGCACAAGGAGACAAAAA
Messenger RNA from Dalotia coriaria, 1497 nucleotides. RefSeq names its product Tryptophanyl-tRNA synthetase (gene TrpRS). Lineage: Eukaryota; Metazoa; Arthropoda; Insecta; Coleoptera; Staphylinidae. The transcript has 3 exons. Gene Ontology annotation, biological process: tryptophanyl-tRNA aminoacylation. Gene Ontology annotation, cellular component: cytoplasm. The record is from RefSeq and is a predicted model, not a curated record. Bases 126 to 1358 code for a protein of 410 amino acids. Gene Ontology annotation, molecular function: ATP binding; tryptophan-tRNA ligase activity.